AUGUCCACCUUCGAGCCAGUUGUCGUCAUCGACGGCAAGGGACACCUCUUGGGUCGCCUGGCCAGCAUUGUGGCAAAGCAGCUGCUGAACGGGCAGAAGAUCGUCGUCGUGCGAUGUGAAGCUCUCAACAUCUCCGGCGAGUUCUUCCGCGCGAAGUGUCCUUUCCACUUCCGUGCUCCGUCCCGUAUCUUCUACAAGGCCGUCCGGGGCAUGAUCCCGCACAAGACUGCCCGUGGUGCUGCUGCGUUGGAACGGUUGAAGGUGUUCGAGGGUAUUCCUCCGCCAUACGACAAGAAGAAGCGUGUUGUCGUCCCCCAGGCCCUGCGUAUCCUCCGUCUCCGGCCCGGUCGCAAGUACUGCACCGUUGGCAGACUGAGCCACGAGGUCGGCUGGAAAUACCAGGACGUUGUUGCUAGACUGGAGGAGCGGAGAAAGGUCAAGAGUGCCGCCUACUACGAGCGCAAGAAGGCUGCUCGACGACUGCUGGCACAGGCCCAGAAGACGGCGAAUGUGGAUGAGAAGAUCAAGAGCCAGCUGGCUGAGUACGGAUACUAG
Messenger RNA from Rasamsonia emersonii CBS 393.64, 555 nucleotides. RefSeq names its product 60S ribosomal protein L16. Gene Ontology annotation, cellular component: ribosome; cytosolic large ribosomal subunit. The record is from RefSeq and is a predicted model, not a curated record. The transcript has 4 exons. Bases 1 to 555 code for a protein of 184 amino acids. Gene Ontology annotation, molecular function: structural constituent of ribosome; mRNA binding. Gene Ontology annotation, biological process: translation; negative regulation of translation. NCBI's taxonomy places the organism in Eukaryota, Fungi, Ascomycota, Eurotiomycetes, Eurotiales, Trichocomaceae.